AUGAAAACAGAGGGGCCCCCGGGGGCCCCGGGGGUCCAGAGGUCCUUGGGGGCUUUGGAGGGCCCCCAGGGGCCCCCGGGGGGCCCCCCGGGGCCCCCGGGGCCUGCGGGGGCCCCCCAGGGGCCCCCAGGGCUUUGGGGGGGCCCCCAGGGGCCCCCGGGGGGCCCCCUGAGGCUUUUGGGCUAUCACCGCCAUGUUGUGUCUUAUACACUUGCUGCUAACCAUCCUCAUUAUCCUGAGACGCGCAGCGGGUGCCCAGACUCAUAUGUUACAAUUGCGUACGGCGACCGUUGUCUACCGCGGCUGCUGCACCAAAUUAAAACAGCAACUAGCAGCAGCAGCAGCAGCAGCAGCAGCAACUGCAGCAGCAGCAGCAGCAACUGCAGCAGCAGCAGCAGCAGCAGCAGUCUUGAGUUGCUGGAGGCGCUGCUGUGUCUUGAAGAGCGGCUCUCCAACCCUGAGCAGCUGCUGGCUGCUGUGGAUUUGGCUGCGGUGUCUGUGUUGGAGCCGCUGCUGCUGCGCUGCGCGGGCAAAUGGACUUUUGAGAAAAAUGAAGAAAAAGAAAAUAAAAAUAAAAACAAAAAAGAAGAAAAAGAAAUUAAAAAUAUAAAUUCAAACUUUCCAAUUCUGAGACAAACGCCGCUGCAGCAAGCCAGGUGGCUUUACCUGGGGGGCAGCAACGCCCGUUCUCCUGCUGCAGCAGCAGCUGCUGCUGCUGCUGCAGCAGCAAAGGAGGAGGCGACAGCCGCAGCAGCAGCCGCCGCUGCUGCGGCUGCUGCAGCAACUGAGGAAGAAGUAACAGCCGUUGCAGCAGCAGCAGCUGCAGCAGCAAACGGUGAAGCCGCAGGUGCAGCAGCAGCAGCAGCAGCAGCAGCGGAAAUACCAGCAGCUGCUACAGCAGCUGCUAGAGAGCCAGCAGGGGCAGCAGCAGAAGCAGAAGCGGCAGCAGCAGCACAAGCAGCAGCAGCAGCAGCAUCACCACCGAAAUUCGCAGCAGCAGCGCCAGGCACGGGAGCAGGUCGUGCAAUCGCAGCAGCAGCAGCAGCAGCAGCAGCAGCAGCAGCAGAUCCCGCGGAGCUCACGAGAGAAAUCGAAGCUGCUGUGCUGCGGCUCUACAUUCUGCUGAGCCAGCGUGCUGCUGCUCGCAGCCAAAUGGAAGCAGCAAAUCUCAUUUGCUGCUUCGGCAGCAUUAUGAUUAGCCACAGAGAUGAGAACUUGCGGUCUCUCGCGGCGGAGCUGCUGGCCUCUCUGAGCAGCGAGGCUGACGGCGGCGCCUUGCUGGCGGCUGCAGGUGCGCGUUCUGGGGCGUUUUCGCAGUUUUCGCCGCUUUUUUUGCAAAUUUUGAAUCCAAAAUAA
Molecule: messenger RNA, 1356 nt
Organism: Eimeria necatrix
Lineage: Eukaryota; Apicomplexa; Conoidasida; Eucoccidiorida; Eimeriidae
Exons: 4
Coding region: 1-1356 (451 amino acids)
Source: RefSeq, a predicted model, not a curated record